Molecule: messenger RNA, 3991 nt
Organism: Gastrolobium bilobum
Lineage: Eukaryota; Viridiplantae; Streptophyta; Magnoliopsida; Fabales; Fabaceae
Product: ABC transporter B family member 4-like
Exons: 13
Coding region: 104-3991 (1295 amino acids)
Biological process (GO): transmembrane transport
Cellular component (GO): membrane
Molecular function (GO): ATP hydrolysis activity; ATP binding; ABC-type transporter activity
Source: RefSeq, a predicted model, not a curated record
GAGUUUUCCUUCAUUCUCCUGUUGCUUUUUAGUGCUACUUUGCCAUCAUUCUGAGAAGGCGGGAACUGUAAGCACUUCUACCUCAAGUUUGCACAAAGGGAAAAUGGUGGCCGAAGCCAGCUUGGAUGGAGAUAUUACUUCAACUGAGAUGACAGGAUCAACAAGUCAUCCACCAGUUCUUGGUCCUGAAAAUACCCAAGAAAUGGCUGGUUCCAAGAAGAACAAGGUGAAGGACGAAAGCAAAAAAACAGUACCAUUUUAUAAGCUCUUCUCAUUUGCAGACUCUUGGGAUUAUCUACUGAUGUUUGUUGGGACAAUAAGUGCUAUUGGGAAUGGAAUUUCUUUGCCUUUAAUGACUAUAAUUAUUGGAGAUGCAAUUGAUGCUUUUGGAGGAAAUGUUAACACUAAACAAGUAGUUCAUGAAGUUUCCAAGGUGUCUCUGAAGUUUGCAAUCACGGGUGCAGGUGCCUUUAUUGCAGCCUUUUUGCAGGUGGCUUGCUGGGUGAUCACCGGAGAAAGACAAUCUGCAAGAAUAAGAGGCUUAUACCUCAAAGCAAUUUUGAGGCAAGAUGUCAGCUUCUUUGACAAGGAAACGAACAGUGGUGAGGUUGUUGGAAGGAUGUCAGGUGAUACAGUUCUAAUUCAAGAUGCCAUGGGAGAGAAGGUAGGAAAAUUCAUACAGCAUGUGGCAUGUUUUUUAGGAGGUUUUGUCAUAGCAUUCAUCAAGGGUUGGCUUCUAUCCCUUGUCCUUCUAUCUUCUCUUCCGCUUCUUGUCCUCUCCGGUUCCAUUAUGAGCUUUGCUUUUGCAAAGAUGGCAUCCCGUGGACAAGCAGCUUAUUCUGAAGCAGCAACUAUAGUAGAGCGGACAAUUGGUUCAAUUCGAACUGUUGCAUCAUUUACCGGAGAGAAGCAAGCUAUAGCUCAAUAUAAUCAAUCCUUGACCAAAGCUUACAUGGCUGGAGUGCAAGAGGGCUUGGCUGUUGGUUUAGGCCUUGGUUCAUUUCGUUUAAUUGCUUACAGCAGUUAUGCUUUGGCUGUAUGGUUUGGAGGGAAGAUGGUACUAGAGAAAGGUUAUACAGGAGGUGAAGUCAUGAGUAUAUUUUUUGCAGUACUGACUGGCUCCAUGUCUCUGGGGCAGGCAACUCCAAGCUUAACCGCAUUUGCUGCGGGACAAGCUGCUUCUUUUAAAAUGUUUGAAACAAUAAAAAGGCAGCCAGAUAUUGAUGCCUAUGACACUGCUGGUAGGCAGUUUGAUGAUAUUUCUGGAGAUAUAGAACUUAGGGAGGUUUGCUUUAGUUAUCCUUCAAGACCAGAUGAACUGAUAUUCAAUGGAUUUUCUCUUUCAAUAUUAAGUGGCAGUACUGUAGCUUUGGUUGGGCAAAGUGGGAGUGGGAAAUCCACAAUUGUUAGUUUGAUAGAGAGGUUUUAUGAUCCACAGGCUGGUGAAGUUCUCAUUGAUGGUAUCAACCUCAGAGAAUUUCAACUGAAAUGGAUCAGACAGAAAAUAGGCCUUGUCAGCCAGGAACCGGUUCUCUUUACUUGUAGCAUUAAAGAGAAUAUUGGCUAUGGUAAGGAUGCGGCAACAGAUGAAGAAAUCAGAGCUGCAGCAGAACUUGCUAAUGCUGUUAAAUUCAUAGAUAAAUUUCCCCAUGGACUUGACACGAUGGUUGGCGAGCAUGGAACUCAACUUUCUGGGGGUCAAAAGCAAAGAAUUGCUAUAGCAAGGGCAAUUCUGAAAGACCCAAGAAUUCUCCUCCUUGAUGAAGCUACAAGUGCCCUUGAUGCAGAAUCUGAAAGAGUUGUACAAGAGACACUAGACAGAAUUAUGACAAACCGAACAACUGUGGUUGUAGCCCACCGGCUAAGCACAAUAAGGAAUGCUGAUAUCAUUGCCGUUAUUCAGCAAGGAAAAGUAGUAGAAAAAGGUACACAUGCUGAGCUCACUAAAGACCCUGAUGGAGUUUUUAGCCAGCUCAUUAGAUUGCAAGAGAUCAAAAGGGAAUCAGAACAGCACGUUGCAAAUGACUCAGGCAGGCUAGAAAACUUGGUAGAUUCAGGAAGACAAUCAAGCCAACAGUUUUCUUUCCCUCGGUCUUUAAGCCGGGACUCAUCUGGAUCUGGAAACAGCAGUCGCCAAUCAUUCAGAGUAUCAAGUGCUGCUAUGCCUACCACACUUGGUCUCUUGGAGACAUCAGAGGGAGGUCCUGAAGUUCUUCCUUCAGCAGCAUCCCAUACACCUUCAGAAGUCCCAUUUCUCCGCAUUGCUUGUCUUAACAAGCCUGAAAUCCCAGUGUUACUCAUAGGGACUCUAGCAGCAGCGGUAUCUGGGGCAAUACUACCCAUUCUGGGGCUUCUAGUCUCCAGCAUGAUAAAUACUUUCUUUGAGCCUGCAGAUGAACUCCGUAAAGACUCAAAGUUUUGGGCAUUAAUAUUUUUUGUCCUUAGCGUGGCUGCCUUCUUAUUUCAUCCAUUGAGGUCCUACUUUUUUGCUGUAGCUGGUUCUAAGUUGAUAAAAAGGAUCCGGCUAAUGUGUUUUGAGAAAAUAAUUCACAUGGAAGUAGGCUGGUUUGAUCAAGCCGAGCAUUCAAGUGGAGCACUCGGAGCAAGGUUGUCAACUGAUGCUGCUUCAAUUCGAGCUUUGGUUGGGGAUGCACUUGGUUUGCUGGUUCAAGAUAUGGCUACAGCAAUUACAGCCUUGGUAAUUUCCUUUGAGGCAAACUGGCAGCUUUCUCUCAUCGUUCUUGUUUUGCUACCUCUACUACUAGUUAAUGGACAUGUGCAAGUCAGGUCCAUGCAAGGAUUCAGCACAGAUGCAAAGAAACUAUAUGAGGAAGCAAGUGAAGUAGCAAAUGAUGCAGUAGGGAAUAUCAGAACAGUUGCGGCUUUCUGUGCUGAAGAGAAGGUGAUGGAAUUAUACCAGAAGAAAUGUUUAGGACCAAUCCAGACAGGUAUAAGGCAAGGUUUAGUCAGCGGAACUGGUUUCGGGUUAUCACUGUUCUUUCUGUUCUCUGUCUAUGCGUGCAGUUUUUAUGCCGGAGCCAGGCUUGUUAAGGAUGGCAAAUCAUCAGUGUCAGAUGUUUUCCGUGUCUUUUUUGUUCUCACAAUGGCAGCUGUAGCAAUAUCUCAAUCUGCCUUCACAGCCCCAGGCGUGAACAAAGCAAAAAGUUCUGCAGCUUCUAUAUUUGCCAUUCUUGAUCAGAAAUCAAAAAUAGAUCCCAGUGAUGAGUCCGGAAUGACAUUGCAAGAUGUGAAGGGAGAGAUUGAGUUCCACCAUGUCACUUUCAAGUAUCCAACCAGGCCUAAUGUUCACAUAUUCAGAGAUCUUUCCUUGACAAUUCAUUCAGGAAAGACAGUUGCCCUAGUAGGAGAAAGUGGAAGUGGGAAGUCAACAGUGAUCUCAUUGUUGCAAAGAUUUUAUGAUCCAGAUUCAGGUCAGAUUACACUGGAUGGAACAAAAAUCCAAAAGCUACAACUCAAAUGGUUUAGGCAGCAGAUGGGCCUGGUAAGCCAGGAGCCCGUGUUGUUUAAUGACACAAUCCGAGCCAAUAUUGCAUAUGGAAAGGGUGGUGAUGCAACUGAAGCUGAAAUUAUAGCUUCAGCAGAACUGGCAAAUGCCCACAAGUUCAUUAGCAGUUUGCAGCAGGGCUAUGAUACAGUUGUAGGGGAGAGAGGGAUUCAACUAUCUGGAGGUCAGAAACAGCGAGUGGCAAUAGCAAGAGCAAUAGUGAAGAGUCCAAUGAUUUUACUACUAGAUGAAGCCACAAGUGCACUUGAUGCUGAGUCUGAAAAAGUGGUUCAAGAUGCACUUGACCAUGUAAGGGUGGACAGAACCACAAUUGUGGUGGCCCACAGGUUAUCCACCAUAAAGGGUGCAGAUUUAAUAGCUGUGGUUAAAAAUGGAGUCAUUGCAGAGAAAGGAAAGCAUGACACUCUGCUCAAUAAGGGUGGUACAUAUGCUUCCUUAAUAGCACUGCACACAAGUGCUUCUUAA